Messenger RNA from Sphenostylis stenocarpa, 2874 nucleotides. The record is from the annotation of a GenBank genome assembly. Lineage: Eukaryota; Viridiplantae; Streptophyta; Magnoliopsida; Fabales; Fabaceae.
AUGGUACAAUUCAAGCUUCUUCCAGAAGAAAUUGAGCGUUGGUUUACAAAAAUUGAUCAUAUCUUUGAACACACUCGGAUUCGACAUGAGGAAGUUCUAACCCCAUUUUACAAAACCAGUAUUGAUAAAAUGCGAUGGCACCACCUUCCUGUUGUCAUUUUAAGGUUCAAUGGAAUUGGUGUUUUGACUGAUAAUGAAGUUUGUGGAGAAACACAAAUACACUUUUCUGUUCAUGCUAUUGAAAUGGGUGAAAAGGUGACUUCUAUAAUUGAGCAUGCCAUAAAUGUUUUUGGCCGCAGAGAUGAUCCAGUUGGCAGCCGGAUGGAGAUAUUGACUUAUUGUUUGAGUGUCUCGGUGUUUAUUGCAAAUAUUGAAAUUUAUGAAGGCUUUUCUGCAAAUUUUGGGGCAUUGGUACCACUUUCCCAUGUCAUGUAUAGGAGUGUUAAAAUAGGCUUAGCUCGAUGGGCCGAUCUGAAAGAUUUGAGAAAUAGGGACAAUAUUGGUGGUAGUUGGCAAGUAGAUGUGGAGAUGUUGGAUGGUCUUUUUUCUAGCCUGGUUGAAUACCUUCAACUUGAAAAUGCAUACAAUAUUUUUAUUUUAAAUCCCAAGCUUGAUGAGAGGAAACCUAAAUAUGGGUAUCGGAGAGGUUUAUCUGAGCCCGAAAUAAACUUGCUAAAGGAGAAUAAGAGUUUGCAAAUGAAGCUUCUUCAAGAAGAAAGCAUUGCUGAAACUAUUCUUGCUCUUACUAAGAUUCAACGACCGUUGUAUGUGAAGCAUCCAAUGAUGAAAUUUUCUUGGACAAGAACCGAGGACGCUGAUAUUAUGGAAUGGUAUAAUUUUUGGCUAGAUGCACUAGAUAAUUUUCGGAGGUUGUAUCAGGGGAAAGACAUAGCUGAGAUCAUUGAGGUCAAAGCUUUACAGUUACUGAAAGGGAAGGAUCAAGAUCUGAAGCUUAGUCUAGAAAAAGCAUUAAAAUCUGGAGACUACAGUGGUUUUCAAGCAGAAUGUCUCACCGACACAUGGAUUGGAAAGGAUAGAUGGGCAUUUAUUGAUUUAAGUGCUGGUCCCUUUUCAUGGGGACCUGCAGUUGGUGGAGAAGGUGUGCGUACGGAAGCAAGUUUGCCGAGUGUGGAAAAAACUAUUGGUUCAGCAUCAGAAAUUUCAGAAGAAGAAGCUGAAAACCGAUUGCAAGAUGCUAUUCAGGAGAAAUUUGCAGUAUUUGGUGAUAAAGAACACCAGGCCAUUGAUAUUCUUUUAGCUGAGAUUGAUAUAUAUGAGCUUUUUGCUUUUAAGCAUUGCAAAGGAAGAAAAGUUAAGCUUGCUCUUUGUGAAGAACUUGAUGAGAGGAUGCGGGAUUUGAGAAGUGAGCUACAGUCAUUUGAAGGUGAAGAAUAUGAUGAAAGUCAUAAGAAAAAGGCCAUAGAAGCUUUGAAACGGAUGGAGAGCUGGAAUCUAUUCAGUGACACAUAUGAGGAAUUCCAAAAUUACACAGUUGCACGGGAUUCUUUUCUUGCACAUCUAGGUGCAACACUGUGGGGAUCUAUGCGACAUAUUGUGUCACCUUCGGUUGCUGAUGGUGCCUUCCAUUAUUAUGAGAAGAUAUCCUUUCAGUUGUUUUUCGUUACACAAGAAAAAGUUAGGCACAAUAAACAGCUUCCUGUGGAUCUGAAUUCUAUAAAGGACGGCCUUUCCUCAUUGACGGUUUCUUCUCAGAAACCAACAUUCAGUCAGCACAUGUUGCCUCUGUCGGAGGAUCCUGCUUUAGCAAUGGCCUUUGCAGUUGCACGACGAGCAGCUGCUGUACCUUUACUGCUUGUCAAUGGAACCUACCGAAAGACUGUCCGAACAUAUCUUGAUUCUUCUAUUCUGCAAUAUCAAUUGCAAAGGCUGAAUAAACAUGGUUCUCUUAAAGGUUAUUCUUAUAUCCUUAACUUCUCACGCCUCCUAAGAUUGUAUAUUGAAACCAAGAAAAGAGCAGCUGAUCCUGCUGCUCCCAGGCAGGGAUUCAGAACUGGUGAAGAUGAUGAUCAUGAAUCACAUGUUCAACCUGUUGGCCCCAUAAAGAUAAUUUUGAGGAUCUUACGUAGGCAUGCACAUUCUAGGUCAGUGCUCGAGGUUCCAGUCUUUUGGUUCAUCUACAGUGAACCACUUUUAAUAGACAAAUAUUUUCAGGCAAAAGCACUGUCUGACAUGAUUAUUGUCGUUCAGUCAGAGCCUUCCUCCUGGGAAAGCCAUCUACAUUGUAAUGGGCAUUCACUUCUACUGGACUUGAGGCAGCCGCUAAAAGCUGCAGUUGCCGCCACUUCUGAGCAUCUUGCUGGUUUGCUUCCCCUUCAUCUUGUCUAUGGUCAUGCUCAUGAGGCCGCAAUUGAGGACUGGUUAUGGUCAGUAGGAUGCAACCCUUUCUCCAUUACAUCACAAGGUUGGCACGUAUCACAGUUCCAGUCUGAUUCAAUUGCUCGGAGUUAUGUCAUCACUACCCUUGAAGAAUCAAUACAACUGGUUAAUUCUGCCAUUCAUCUUCUGCUAAUGGAACGUACCACUGAAAAAACGUUCAGGAUCUUCCACUCCCAGGAGCAUGAGCUUGUGAACAAGUACAGUUAUGUUGUUAGCCUUUGGAAAAGGGUGUCAACGGUCACUGGAGAAUUGCGUUACGCUGAUGCAUUGAGACUACUUAACACCUUGGAGGAUGCAUCCAAAAGGUUUGUUGAUCAAGUUAAUGCGACUCUUGCCUUUCUUCAUCCAAUUAAUUGCACAAGAGAGAGGAAAAUACAUAUGGUGUUUGAUAUGACAACCAUACCAGCUUUCUUGAUUAUUCUAGGGUGCCUUUAUAUGGUAUUGAGACCAAGGCGGCCAAAACCAAAGAUUAAUUGA